AUUACCGCUUUUUAAUAGAUUCUUGCUACGCGUUUUAUGCUUACAAUAGGUGGAGGUGGCGAGGUAGUUGGCGCUGGUACGCAAUUAAGAGCUUUGUUAUUAUGAUCACCUCCUUUGCCUCCCUUUAGAAGGAUAUUUCUGUAGUGCAAAGUACCAAAAACAAAAAUUUACCUGCAAAAGCUUGGGGCACUAUCAGGUUAACAGGGGGGGUUAAUAUCAGCUUGUCUGAUCACUCCGACAAGCCUCACCCUCCACCCACGAAAAGCCCCACCUCUACGAGCGAAAAGUUGGGAGACAACGCAAAGCCCAGCCUGCGCAAGCGAAAAUCCAAAGAUUAGAAGCUAGAAACUUCAGUCCCUCCCUCUGAUCCGAUGCCAUGGAAAGCUGGCUGAAAGCAACUGGGGCGGUAGGCUUGGACGACCUGGAGCUUGCCGAUUUUCCAAUUACCGGGCGCGGUGUUAGAACACUGAAGCGUUUCAAGCAAGGAGAAAGGAUUCUAACCAUUCCAUGUGGCAGUCUCUGGACAGUCGAACGUGCCUAUGCCGACUCUCUUCUAGGGCCAGUCCUUCGCUCUGCGCAACCGCCCUUGUCUGUCGAAGAUACCUUGGCUACAUAUAUCCUCUUCGUCCGGUCGCGUGAGUCGGGAUACGAUGGCCUGCGAAGCCAUGUGGCAGCGUUACCUGAGAGCUACUCCUCAAGCAUCUUUUUUGCGGAGGAUGAUUUGGAGGUUUGCGCUGGCACUUCACUGUACAACAUCACAAAGCAGCUGGAGCAACAGAUCGAGGAUGAUUAUAAAGAAUUGUACGUGCGAGUGUUUGGACAGCAUCGAGAUCUUUUUCCACUCGAAAAGUUCACCAUCAAAGAUUAUAAGUGGGCUCUCUGCACCGUCUGGAGUCGUGCGAUGGACUUCAAACUUCCUGAUGGAAAUUCGUUUCGACUUUUGGCACCCUUCGCGGAUAUGUUGAACCACUCGUUCGAGGUUCAGCAGUGUCACGUCCGCGAUGCCUCGUCAAAAAACCUCUCUGUCCUUGCUGGGAAGGACUACGAAGUCGGCGAUCAAAUUUUUAUUAACUAUGGACCGAUUCCUAAUAACCGCCUCUUACGUCUCUAUGGCUUUGUUCUACCCAGUAAUCCUAAUGAGAGCUAUGAUCUCGUUCUUGCAACGCAUCCUGAAGCGCCAUUCUUUAAACAAAAGCAUAAGCUCUGGGUAUCGGCUGGACUCGACUCAAUCUCUACCAUAUCCCUCACUUUCACCGAUCCGCUACCAAGAAAUGUCCUUCGAUACCUCCGUAUUCAGCGAGCAGAUGAAUCGGAGCUCGCUGCUAUAGCACUUCACCAAGUCGAUGCUACGGAGAAAGUCAGCGGUUCGAACGAAAUGGAAGUCCUACGGUUUUUGGUGGAAUCGUUCUGUGGUGUUCUAGAUAGUUACGGAACACAAGUAGAAAAGCUAGAAGAACAACUCGCGGAGGGCGUCUAUCCUUCUGGGGGAAAUGCAUGGGCUGCGGCGCACGUUAGUUUAGGCGAACAACGGGUGUUAAGAUUAGCGAGAAAGAAAGCGCAGGAUUUGCUAGCGGCGGCGGCGGAGAGCGGAAGUGAGAAUGGCAGGGGUUCGUUGUCGGUACCGGCGCGAUGUGCGAAUUGCGGAAAGGAUUCCGUGAAGUUGAUGUUGUGUGCGAGGUGCAAGGGGGUCAUGUAUUGCGGGCGGACGUGUCAAGUCGCUCAUUUCGGUAAGCACAAGGCAAUAUGUCGAACUACAGCUUCUGGGAAUAUCUGAAAUGAGAUAUAGUAGAAAUCGAA
Xylaria bambusicola is the source of this 1797-nucleotide messenger RNA. RefSeq lists its product as uncharacterized. Gene Ontology annotation, biological process: peptidyl-lysine monomethylation. The transcript is spliced from 3 exons. Gene Ontology annotation, molecular function: protein-lysine N-methyltransferase activity; protein binding. Bases 377 to 1774 code for a protein of 465 amino acids. Gene Ontology annotation, cellular component: nucleus. The record is from RefSeq and is a predicted model, not a curated record. NCBI's taxonomy places the organism in Eukaryota, Fungi, Ascomycota, Sordariomycetes, Xylariales, Xylariaceae.